This is a messenger RNA of Penaeus indicus, 643 nucleotides long. Its product is annotated as cuticle protein 18.6-like. NCBI's taxonomy places the organism in Eukaryota, Metazoa, Arthropoda, Malacostraca, Decapoda, Penaeidae. The transcript is spliced from 4 exons. The coding region runs from base 1 to 585 and encodes 194 amino acids. The record is from RefSeq and is a predicted model, not a curated record. Gene Ontology annotation, cellular component: extracellular matrix.
AUGGAUAUCUUUAUUUUUGGCUCCCCUGGAGCGCUGACAUCAUAUUGCGGGCCGAACCCCGCCUAUAAAACGGCCAUCAGGUUAUCUUCCAUCAGCACUCAUUCUCUCUUCAGCUCCACUGGCAUGUCUCCUCAGGCUCUCGUAUUAUUCGUCAUGGUGGCAGUUGCCUUUGGCAGCACAGUUCCAUCAUAUAAUACUCCGGCACCAACCUACAGUGCCCCUGCUCCGAGCUACAGAGCUCCUUCUCCUUCCUACAACGCUCCUGCCCCUUCUGGACCCGCUCAGUACGACUUCAACUAUGCAGUGAAAGACGACUACUCUGGCAACGACUACAAUCAUCAGGAAAAUCGUAAUGGUUAUGAUACUCAGGGAGCUUACUACGUUCUCCUUCCCGAUGGCCGUGUACAAAGGGUUGCUUACACCGUGAACGGCGACUCCGGAUUCGUGGCCGAACUUACUUACGAAGGAGAGGCCCAAUACCCAGCUUACCAAUCUGCCCCUUCUCGCUCCUACCAACCCGCCCCCGCUCCUUCCUACCAACCAGCUCCUACUCCUUCCUACCAUACCACUCCUAGCUAUGCAUAAUUCGAAGAAAGACCUGUAAUGUACAUUAUUUAUCGUGAAUUAUAAAAUUGCAUUCCAA